Megalops cyprinoides (Indo-Pacific tarpon) is the source of this 963-nucleotide messenger RNA. RefSeq names its product interferon-induced protein 44-like. The record is from RefSeq and is a predicted model, not a curated record. Bases 1 to 963 code for a protein of 320 amino acids. Lineage: Eukaryota; Metazoa; Chordata; Actinopteri; Elopiformes; Megalopidae. The transcript has 7 exons.
AUGUAUGUAAGGUCACAGUCUGACGACAUUUACGGAGACGUAUGGACAGAGGAAAAGGCAUACUGCGUGGAAGUAGAGGUGCAUCGCGUGCAAGAUGCAGAAGACUUACUGUUCAGCCCAUGGAGGGAGGUGAGCUGGACAGAGAAGAAGAGAGAAGAAUUGAGGGAGAAUCUGACCCUCUAUAAACCCUCCUUUGAGGCUCUGUCGAAGGUGCGGGUUCUGCUGUUGGGUCCAGUUGGUGCUGGGAAAUCCAGUUUUAUCAAUUCCAUAAGAUCUGUUCUGUACAGACGUGUCUCUCUUCUGCCCAUCAUUGGCUCUGUAUCAGAGGGCUUCACCAAGAAGCUGAAGUGCUAUGAUAUCCGGGCAGAGAAAGGUGGCCAGCCCACAGCCUUAACUCUGUGUGAUGCCAUGGGGUUUGGGGACAGCGAGGGGACUGGUAUGACCCUCCACGACACGCUGGCAGUUAUCAAAGGCCAUGUACCUGAGGGACACAAGUUUCAAAGUGAAGCCUCCAUCAACUUCAACACGCCUGGCUACCGCCAAUCACCAGCAAUGGAAGACACAGUCCACUGUGCCGUGUUUGUUCUGGAUGCAUGCAAAGUGUUGUCCUACAGUGAAAAUCUGGAGAAGAAACUAAAGAAGCUUCACAGAAUGAUCUCAGACCUGGGGAUCCCCCAUGUGGUCCUGCUAACCCACGUGGACCAGGUGUGCCAUGCAGUCCAGGAGGAUGUGCAGUAUGUCUACACCAGCCGCAUUGUGCAGGAGAGGAUGCAGAAGGCAGCAGAGCUGGUGGGCUUGCCACUGUCCUUUGUGUAUCCGAUAAAGAACUACGCCAGUGAGGUUUCAGUGAACUGCAAUACUGACAUACUCCUGUUGAGCGCAGUCAAUCAAAUCCUGCAAGCUAUCGAUGACGCAUCUGAGGACUACCCAUCCGCUCCGCAAGAAGCAGAGACCAAGCGCUAA